Messenger RNA from Talpa occidentalis (Iberian mole), 5193 nucleotides. RefSeq names its product eukaryotic translation initiation factor 5A2 (gene EIF5A2). Gene Ontology annotation, molecular function: ribosome binding; translation elongation factor activity; RNA binding. Bases 95 to 556 code for a protein of 153 amino acids. The record is from RefSeq and is a predicted model, not a curated record. Gene Ontology annotation, biological process: positive regulation of translational termination; positive regulation of translational elongation. The transcript is spliced from 5 exons. NCBI's taxonomy places the organism in Eukaryota, Metazoa, Chordata, Mammalia, Eulipotyphla, Talpidae.
GCCGCCACCGCCGGAGGGGACCCGCGCCGGUGCGCAGGCGACAGCGGCCCCCCCGAGAGUUCCCUCGGGAAGACGACCAUCUCCCCAGCCCACCAUGGCGGAUGAAAUUGAUUUCACGACUGGGGAUGCCGGGGCGUCCAGCACUUACCCGAUGCAGUGCUCGGCCCUGCGCAAAAACGGCUUCGUGGUGCUCAAAGGACGACCGUGCAAAAUAGUGGAGAUGUCAACUUCCAAAACUGGGAAGCACGGGCACGCCAAGGUUCACCUUGUUGGAAUUGAUAUUUUCACUGGCAAAAAAUAUGAAGAUAUUUGUCCUUCUACUCACAACAUGGAUGUUCCAAAUAUUAAAAGGAAUGAUUAUCAACUGAUAUGCAUUCAGGAUGGUUACCUUUCCCUGCUGACAGAAACUGGUGAAGUUCGUGAGGAUCUUAAGCUGCCAGAAGGUGAACUAGGCAAAGAAAUAGAAGGAAAAUAUAAUGCAGGUGAAGAUGUACAGGUAUCUGUCAUGUGUGCAAUGAGUGAAGAAUACGCUGUGGCCAUAAAGCCCUGUAAAUAAAUGGGAACAUCAGGCAUGAGCACACUGUUUAGGUCUGGAUCAACUACAGAUCUAAAGUUUGGUUCUGAGUUGUCACCAAAGCCAUGGCCUUCAUAAGCAACCUCAUUUCUUUUUUAAAUGUUUCUGGACUUGUGCUGAGUUCAUUUGUAGGCAAUUGGUAAUUUAAAAAAAUAAUCAAAAUGUAUAAUUCAUUUUUUAAUUUUGUAGGUGUCUUUCCUAUAACAUUCCUGUGGUUUUCUGUGAGUCCAAGAGACAAAAUAGCUUCAGCAGAUGUGAUUUGUUUGAGCAACUCAUUCCUGAAUUUUAAUUAAAUGAUAAACCGGGGUUUUAAAUCAAACAAUGUAGCAUCUAAUAGUAGUGAAGUACCACAUUUAAGUUGAAUUGUUCUGCAUUAAUUUCAAACUUAAAUCAUAGAAUAAGAAAAUUAUUGAUCGGCAUUGUCAUAGUUUCAUCCUGGCAAGGACAAAUCCUUAAAAAAAAUGCUAUCAAAAAGUGUCAGUUAUCUUAGUAGCCAUAUGCAGCCACCUAUAUUACCUCAAUCACACUAUUAUUUGCCAAAUUAUUGGCAGAUUUAAUAUAAUCUUAUAUAUAUAGUUGUUUUAGUACCUGCUUGUGGUUGACAGAGAGGCAUUGAAAUGUUAGGUGACAAUUGGUAAGUCAGGCUGUAAAGACAGGGACAGUGGCAUAGAAGGUUGGUUAAAGCCAUAGAUUUUUGAGGCUUUGCAGUCAGUUUUUUUGCUUGCUUUUAAUCUUUGUGUGUGUAUUUAAAGGAGUGACCUGCUUUAUAGGAUACUAUGCAGUACUUUUUAUCAAUUAUGUUCAAUAAAUAUUAGUAUUUAUUGUAGUCACUCCUUUCCAAUCACUUAAGUAGAUUUUUUUUUUUUUUUUACAUUAAAAGACUUGUCAAACAAAACCUGAAAAUUCUUUCUUUAAGCUGUUUGGAACACUUGUUACAUUUCUGUACAUCUCUUUUAAAGUGAAGUGAAAGUGAAUCAUCGAAGAAAAGUUACUUUAAAAGUUACUUUAUGUGAUUAUUAUUUAACUUAUUUUAAGAAGUAUAUAUUUUUUCCUGAUGGUUAUAUGACUUAAUUCAGUUACUGGUAGGCAUUAAAACUAUAUUUUUAUUUAGUAUUUUAGGUCACGUGUAUCCUAUUUCUAGAAUGCCAGACAUUGUCACGCAAUUUGUGAAAAUCUGACUCAUUAACAAUCAUUAUAGUGGAAUGAAACUUAGAACAAAAUCACUAUUUGAGUAAUACCUUCAUUCUUUUAAGACAGAUUAUAUGAAGUAUCUCCCAUCAUGCCUUGAUUUCUAACAGGUCUUUGUUUCUAUGAGCCAGAGGAAAGCUUACAAUGCUGCAACUGACUUAAUCAGCUCCAACAUUGUAUAUAUUAGAUUGGAUCAAAUCAGAUCUAAUCAGAACUGGAAAUAACUUUAGGAACAGAAGAUCUCAGUUUCAGUUACUUAAUUUGUGCACUUUUAAAUAUUGUAUUAGCCUCAGCAAACCCAUUUGAAGAAGCAGCAAGUUACUUUAAGAGAACUGUAAGGAGGGAAUUCUAAAGCACAAGAAAUGCUGAGGUUUUAAUCAUCUUUAAUUUACCUUUUACCCAUGUAAAGCACAAUUAGGAAUUAGGCUAAAUUCCUUUCUGUAUUCCAUCUUAAGUAUUCAUUAAAUAUUACUCUAAAUUUUUAGUACUUUGGAGUAUGUAUCUUACUUGCUAUUGAUUGACAUUAUAAGGAAUUCUGGCAGGAAUUCGAGAUCAUCAAUCUGCUGCUUGUUAGUCUUUCAUAUAAUCCCAGCUAACCAUACUAGUGUUCUGGUUUAGUAUUAAUUCUGCAUUUGCAUGUCCUUUUUUUUCCUAACUUGUGAAACUUCACAUAAAUAUAUUUUCAAUUGUGAGGUAAGCAUAUAUAAAAUAUAAUAAUGCAUCUGUCUUUGUACCUUGAAUGGCAAAAGCUAUUUAUGCAUAUAUAUUUCAAGUACUAUAAUGAAGUGUAAAUACUCUCCUGACAUAUAAGUAUAGAUUUUAAAGAUAUUGGACUGUUUAUUUUCACAUAAGUCAAUACAUGUUUCUCUAGAACAAAAUAUUUCAUUUAGUAAAGCUUUAUAAAUUAUAUUAAAAGGAAGCAGGGAAAUAUUUUUUAACAUAGAACAUAAGUGACUUCAUUCUUUUUUGACAUCAGUAAUGUUAAAUGUUGAUUCCUAUUAUUGUACUUUUUGUAGCAAAUGUUAAAUAUCACAAGUUACCAUGUAUAAAAUGUAGACCGUCAUGUUGAUAGAUUAUACAGUGAUAUACCUUUUUUUUUUUUUUUUUGCAAGCAUUUCACCAGUUUUUAUGCAAUAUUAACUAGUGGGAUAUUUUGUUUCUUUCUAGAACAUAUUUUCUUUCUACUGUGAAGAUUUUGUUAUAUCUUACUACAAAGCUGUAUACCCUCUGAAACAAAUCAAAUAAUGGCUACUUUAACUUUGCAGUUGCAUCAUAAACACAACUAUGAUGUUUCUCUUCUGCUCCCCUCCAAGGGCUGUCAAUCACUUGAAAGUGUUGCUAAUAAGCUCUUGAAUCUGUUUCCAUUAAUGGUACAAAAUUCAGUACCAAUGCUUUAUAACAAUUACCAAAACUCUCCUGCAGCCAGAACGUACUAUCUUUAGUAGAAGAUGCUACAAUAAGAUGUUUAGGCUAUAAAAUAGGGGGGACACAAUAUUUCGUUAUAGCACAAUGUGAGUGUGCAUCUGCACAUACAGCUUUGUAUGUUCUUUUUACGAAGUCCUUCCAACUCUUUUAAAAGUACUGUAGUCUGGUAGUGCCUCAGAUGUUGGUAACUUUUUUUUAAUUUAUAACUUUUCCAGAGUUUGUUUUUGUACUUUCAAGUUUCUCAAUUAGAUUAUUUCUAGUUGAGCUGUAAUAUGAAUGCAUUGUUCUCAGGGCUGUUUGUGCUAAGAUCUAAGGUUUCAUUAUUUUAAAGCUAACUGCCUGAAAGUAUAUUGCAAAAUUUUCCCAAGUUGUAAUACAAAGAUACAAAUAAAAAAAUCCUCAAUAUCAACAUUCUUAAACUAUAUGCUAAGUAUUGAAGAAGAAAAUGGGAACACUGAUAACAUGUAUACCGGAAUCUUGCCAUAUUUUCUUCAUUUUAGAAUAGAACUUGACAGUCUUAUCUUAGAACCCUAUCCUUAAUGAUGUAUCUGAAAGCAUUCCUUUGGCAUGAAUCCCAAAGAUAAGUUUCAGAGCCAGAUACUGAUGUAGGGUUCACAGACAUAUUUAGGGAUAACUGAAAAUUCACAUUGCUCUUUUGGGUACAUUAAAAUGUUUACAUAUUGAAUUCUAUGAUAUGAACUAGGAACAAAUUUACUGCUCAUUAAAUGUCUCUUAAGCAGUCUAAGAGCAAGCUAUCAGCAUAUUUCCAUCAACAUUACAUUAUAUUGAACUAACCUACAGUUUAAAAUUUUCUAAUGGCAUUUAGUCACAUUUCAUAGUUUUCAAGGUGUUUUUUUUUUUCCUCCUAGCAUUCAGGCAAAUAGGUAACAAAGAAAAAAAGUAAGAAAAUUUACUGUGGAAAAUUUUAAAAUGGAAAAAAUUCAAUAUUUUUCUUUCUGAAUUUGUUAUAUGGCAUCAUUAUUUGAUUUUAGUAGGGAACAUUUGGAUUUAGCUUACAGAACACAGAUGUUCUGUGAGAAUGUGGCUUGUAUAUAAAUAUAUAUAAUUUGAUAUUUUUCCAUCAAACCUGAACAUAAUUUAAAUACCACAUGAGGUCAAGUGCCUGAAAAGUGCUGUAUUCAUCUAAAAAACACCUUUUCCUUUUGCAAAAGUUGCAUCUUAGAGCAAAUGCCUAUCAGGCUUCCACCUGCUAUACUUGUUGCCAAACCUCACCAUUCACCACUACUCCUCCUUUGCUCCUUGAACAGGUUGAAACCUAUUUUACAAGUGAAAGAGUUUUUUAUUUAUAUGAAGUCCCUAAAGCUAUUUCUUGGUAUUGUUAUUCAUAGGUUUAUCUUAGUUCAAGACUACACUUUUUAAAAUUCUGGACACUAAACUGUUCAGUGAUGACUGUGCAGCUUGUAAUAACUGAUUGUUGUGAUCUUUUGAGAGGAAUUCUUUAUUGUUAAUGUCUACUUAAAUAAGCACUCUUGUGCUUGCUGAAAAAUGUAAUGCAAAUCACUAGUUACUGUACUAGCACUAGUACUAAUAUAAUUUACUGUACUAGUAUUAGUAAAAACAACUAGUUCUAUACAAUUAGGUACCUUUGUCCUCCUUCAAAAAGGAAAUAGUUGAAAUGGUAUUGGCUAAUCCAGUGGCACUUUAUUAGUAAUGUAUUUUAUUUGUCUUAGAGAUAAGGCAAUUCAUGCUUUUAUCUGCAAAGUCAUGUUUUAGCUAAAACUUUAAAACUGUAAGAUAUGUAAUAUGGGUAUAUAAUUUUGCAUUUUACAUUUCAAAACUGGGUAACAUUCAAAGGGUAUGUCUUUGCCUAUACAAAAAUAAUUGUUGGAAUCCUUUAAAAUGUAGAUGGUAAACAUCAAUUAUAAAUUUUUGUUACAUUAAAAUAUAUUUGUCUCUUAAUUUCAUGUUAAAUAAAAAUAAAGUUAAAUAGCUUGCAUUAUUCUUGUAUAUAUACAUUCCUAAAAAUAUUUCAUACUAGAAAAUUA